Molecule: messenger RNA, 2925 nt
Organism: Bufo gargarizans (Asiatic toad)
Lineage: Eukaryota; Metazoa; Chordata; Amphibia; Anura; Bufonidae
Product: zinc finger protein 585A-like
Exons: 4
Coding region: 1-2925 (974 amino acids)
Source: RefSeq, a predicted model, not a curated record
AUGGGCACUAAGUUUGCCCCAUCUUAUGCCAAUCUCUUCAUGGGGGUCUUCGAACAAAAAUUUGGCCUGUUGACACAUCCACAAAUCAAGUUUUACUGUUGCUUCAUAGAUGACAUCAUCUUUGUAUGGCAAGGCAGUAGUAAUGAUCUAGUCCAAUUUAUUGAUUUCAUUAAUUCCAACCAUUGGAAUCUAUCAUUUACUAUGGAACACAAUCCAAUGGAGGUAGUGUUCCUUGAUCUGCAUUUAAGCAUCAAAAAUAAUAAAGUCAUCAGUAAAACCUAUUUUAAAAAUGUAGAUGCCAAUAGUUUUCUUGACUAUAGGAGUUGCCAUCAUCCCAAAUGGAAACGGAACAUCCCCUAUAGUCAAAUGAAAAGGAUUAGGAGGAACUGCACAGACAACGAAACUAUGAAAACUCAGGUAAAGGAACUAAAAGAAAGGUUCAAAGAAAAAGGUUACCCUAAGAAACUUCUAAUGGACUGCAGUAAGAGAGUAUACCAAAUCUCACAAAAAGAAAUUCUGAAACCCAAACCAAAACCUUCUACAUUGGAAACAAAGAACAAAGAUAAGUUUCGAGGUUCAAGUAAAGACUGGAUAAGAGGUUUCCAUAGAUGUCUAAUUGUAUCUCCUUCUUAUAAAGUAGAAGAUAAUCAAUCACAGAUUGUCAAUAAUAGCACUGGACAUAGACUGGGUGAAAUGUCUGUGAGUUCUGAAUAUGGGAAAGAUUUUGAAAAUGAAUCGUACCUUUAUAUACACAGGAACAUUCACAAAGAUGAAAGACCAUAUCCAUGUUCAGAAUAUGAGACAACUUUUAAUACGAAAAUUCACACAAGAGAGAAGCCAUUUUCAUGUCCUAAAUGUGGGAAGUGUUUUAGCUACAAAUCAUAUCUUGAUAAACAUCAGAGAACCCACACAGGAGAGAAGGCAUUUUCAUGUCCUGAAUGUGGGAAGAGUUUUAGCCAGAAAUCAAGGCUUAUUAAACAUCAGAGAACUCACACAGGAGAGAAGCCAUUUUCCUGUCCUGAAUGUGGAAAGUGUUUUAGUGAGAAAUCAAGUCUUAUUAAACAUCAGAGAACUCACACAGGAGAGAAGCCAUUUUCCUGUCCUGAAUGUGGAAAGUGUUUUAGUGAGAAAUCAAAGCUUAUUAGACAUCAGAGAACUCACACAGGAGAGAAGCCAUUUUCCUGUCCUGAAUGUGGAAAGUGUUUUAGUGAGAAUUCAAGUCUUAAUAAACAUCAGAGAACUCACACAGGAGAGAAGCCAUUUUCCUGUCCUGAAUGUGGAAAGUGUUUUAGUGAAAAUUCAAGUCUUAAUAAACAUCAGAGAACUCACACAGGAGAGAAGCCAUUUUCAUGUCCUGAAUGUGGAAAGUGUUUUAGUAACAAAUCAACUUGUGACAUACAUCUGAGAACUCACACAGAGGAGAAGGCAUUUUCAUGUCCUGAAUGUGGGAAGUGUUUUAGUAACAAAACAACUUGUGAUAUACAUCUGAGAACUCACACAGGAGAGAAGCCAUUUUCAUGUCCUGAAUGUGGGAAGUGUUUUAGCAUAAAAUCAAGUCUUAUUAAUCAUCAGAGAACUCACACAGGAGAGAAGCCAUUUUCAUGUCCUGAAUGUGGAAAGUGUUUUAGUGAGAAAUCAAGUCUUAUUAAACAUCAGAGAACUCACACAGGAGAGAAGCCAUUUCCCUGUCCUGAAUGUGGGAAGUGUUUUAGUACCAAAUCAACUUGUGAUAUACAUCUGAGAACUCACACAGGAGAGAAGCCAUUUUCAUGUCCUGAAUGUGGAAAGUGUUUUAGUGAGAAAUCAAGUCUUAUUAAACAUCAGAGAAUUCACAUAGGAGAGAAGCCAUUUUCAUGUCCUGAAUGUGGAAAGUGUUUUAGUGAGAAAUCAAGUCUUAUUAAACAUCAGAGAACUCACACAGGAGAGAAGGCAUUUUUAUGUCCUGACUGUGGGAAGUGUUUUAGUCACAAAUCAAAUCUUGAUAAACAUCAGAGAACCCACACAGGAGAGAAGUAUCACUGGAUAAGAGGCUUCCAUAGAUGUCUAAUUUUAGCUAAUUCUUAUAAAGCAUAUAAAGUAGAAGAUAAUCAAUCACAGAUUGUCAAUAAUAGCACUGGACAUAGACUGGGUGAAAUGUCUGUGAGCUCUGAAUGUGGGAAACAUUUUCAAAAUGAAUCAACUCACACAAGAGAGAAGGCAUUUUCAUGUCUUGAAUGUGGGAAGUGUUUUAGUGACAAAUCAAAUCAUAAUAUUCAUCUGAGAACUCACAUAGGAGAGAAGCCAUAUUCAUGUCCUGAAUGUGGGAAAUGUUUUAGUCAGAAAGCAGAUCUUUGUAAACAUCUGAGAAUUCACACAGGAGAGAAGCCAUAUUCAUGUCCUAAAUGUGAGAAAUGUUUUACUGACAAAUCAAAUCUUAAUACACAUCAGAGAACUCACACAGCAGAGAAGGCAUUUUCAUGUCCUGAAUGUGGGAAGUGUUUUAGCUACAAAUCAAAUUGUGAAACACAUCUGAGAACUCACACAGGAGAGAAGCCCUAUUCAUGUCCUGAAUGUGGGAAAUGUUUUAGUCAGAAAGCAGAGCUUUGUAAACAUCUGAGAACUCACACAAAAGAGAAGCCAUAUUCAUGUCCUGAAUGUGGGAAAUGUUUUAGUCAGAAAGCAGAUCUUAGUAAACAUCUAAGAACUCACACAGGAGAAAAGCCAUAUUCAUGUCCUGAAUGUGGGAAAUGUUUUAGUCAGAAAGCAGAUCUUUGUAAACAUCUGAGAAUUCACACAGGAGAGAAGCCAUAUUCAUGUCCCGAAUCAUGUCUUCAUAUGCAUCUGAGAAUUCACAUGGGAGAGAAGUCAUUUAUAUGUCCAGAAUGUGGGAAGUGUUUUAGUGAGAAAUUGAGACUUAUUAACCAUGAAAAAACCCACACAGGAUAA